This is a messenger RNA of Medioppia subpectinata, 552 nucleotides long. The record is from the annotation of a GenBank genome assembly. NCBI's taxonomy places the organism in Eukaryota, Metazoa, Arthropoda, Arachnida, Sarcoptiformes, Oppiidae.
GACAGACCCUUUGAGUGCGACGAUUGUGGCAAACGAUUCACUCGAAAGGAAGAUCUUAAUCGACAUUAUGUGUUGCAUACGGGAGAAAAGCCUCAUCAGUGCCCCACUUGUCUAAAACGCUUCUCCAUAAAGCCAUCUCUGAAACUGCAUUUAUUGACGCACACGAAGGAAGAGCCGCGCAGUUGUCAUGAGUGCGGCCGGGCUUUCAUUCGCAAGGACUGUCUUCUCCGACAUAUGCGUAAAAGACAUCGCGAUUUACUCGACAAGAUUCUGAUGGAGGAUAAGGACGACGACGAGGCGUCAGGUUCUGCGGCCUCUCCCGGUUCGAGCGGUUAUGCGGUCAACAAUCGGGUUCUAAGCGAACAAAAGUUAUGCGAUUCUAUACGAGAAUUGCUGAGUCUUUUGGUGGACGAGACAACACUGAAAGGGUUUGGAUGGCCGGACGCUCCCGUCGAUGAACUGCUCGAAGCGGUGAUCAAACGGUGCGGACACACACCUGUCAAACACGACAGUUACAGCUAUUAUGACAGACUUCGAGAGAACUCUAAGCUC